Molecule: messenger RNA, 2287 nt
Organism: Populus nigra (black poplar)
Lineage: Eukaryota; Viridiplantae; Streptophyta; Magnoliopsida; Malpighiales; Salicaceae
Product: solute carrier family 40 member 2-like
Exons: 8
Coding region: 128-1672 (514 amino acids)
Biological process (GO): iron ion transmembrane transport
Cellular component (GO): membrane
Molecular function (GO): iron ion transmembrane transporter activity
Source: RefSeq, a predicted model, not a curated record
UCCACGCCUUUGCAAUUAACACAGUUAGUUAGCACCAUAAUCAGGGCUAAAAGAUUCAAGCCCUAGGAGGUUUGAAGGCGAGUGGAUUUAGUGAAAAAAAAUAAAGAAAUUGAAAUAAAAGAAGAGGAUGGUGAGAGAGCCACGUCCUGACCAACCGCAACAACAAGAAUCUUCUUCUUCUUCCAAAGACUCUUCUUUGCCUACAUCCCUUAUCAGAAUUUUGUAUAUUGGCCACUUUUUAGCAAGAUGGGAUGCCAGAAUGUGGGAAUUCUCUGUUGGUUUAUACAUGAUCACUCUUUGGCCGGAUUCUUUAAUCCUUCCCGCUAUUUAUGGUGCCAUUGAAUGUGCUUCUACUGCAUUGUUUGGUCCCAUCAUCGGACAAUGGGUGCAGAGGUCGACAUAUUUUAAGGUUCUCCGAAUUUGGUUGGUGACCCAGAAUUUUUCCUUUAUAAUAGCUGGAUGCACGGUAAUCACAUUACUGUUCUCUCCGGCAUUGAAGUCGACAAAUUUCACAGAAUUCAUUUUGCUUGUGAUAUUAACCAACAUCUCUGGAGCUAUUGGUGUGCUUUCCACUCUUGCCGGUACCAUCUUAAUAGAAAGAGAAUGGGUGGUGUUGAUAUCAGAAGGCCAUACGCCUGAUGUACUAACAAAAAUCAACUCAACUAUUAGACGAAUUGAUUUAACCUGCAAGCUUCUUGCUCCUGUUAUCAGUGGCUUCAUAAUGAGCUUUAUAUCAGUUAAAGCUUCUGCUAUGACUUUAGCAAUCUGGAAUACUGUCGCAGUGUGGCUGGAAUAUUGGCUUUUCACAUCUGUAUAUACUGGCAUUCCAACUUUAGCUGAAAGCAGCCAAAGGAGGAUUUCGCGACUUUCACCAAGUGAUACGGUAGAGAUGGCAACUACUUCUGCAGAAAGAGUAGGCUUGAUUUCUCAAAGCGAUGAAAUUUCAGUUUCAGUGGAAAUUGGAUGGAGAAGGAGAUUAACUGACUGGUUUUCAAAAACCCCUUUUGUUGGUGCUUGGAGUGUGUAUUCUCAGCAAGAUGUUGUGCUCCCUGGAGUAGCUCUGGCUUUGUUAUAUUUCACAGUCCUCAGCUUUGGCACCUUGAUGACAGCUACUUUGGAAUGGAAAGGUAUACCUGCAUUUGUGAUUGGAAUAGCUCGUGGAAUAAGUGCAAUAAUUGGCAUGGCUGCAACAGUUUUGUACCCAAUUUUACAAUCUCAUGUCUCAACUCUCAGACCAGGAUUGUGGGCAAUCUGGUCUCAGUGGACCUGCCUUCUUGUAUGUGUUGCUUCAAUAUUGGUCCAAAAUCAUCUUUUAUCGGCAUACAUGCUGAUGGCUGGAGUAGCAACAUCUCGGCUGGGUUUAUGGAUGUUUGACUUAUCUGUAAUUCAACAAAUGCAGGAUCAAGUUCCUGAAUCUGAUCGCUGUGUUGUUGGAGGUGUUCAAAACUCUCUCCAAUCUACUAUGGACAUGUUGGGUUAUAUCAUGGGCAUGAUCAUCUCCAACCCUCAGGAUUUCUGGGAGUUGAUUCUGUUGUCCUUUUCGGCAGUAACAUUUGCUGCAUUGCUCUAUAGCAUACAUCUUUAUCUAGUUCGGAAACACCUCUUUCACUUUGAGAAAUCGUUCGUGUUGCUAGAAUGGGUAAUCAGAUCAUCACCUGAAGAUUUACUGUAAUCAGAUCUUCCUAGGUAGGGUUUAAUGAUUGAUACCUACAACCAGUCAAUUACCAGCCUGCUGCUCUGCCACUAAGCUGCUAAAGAUCAACAGAAGAUUAGGCCUCAUAGAUUUCAAUUCUCACUCUCACUUUAUGACCACUCAAAUGCUUUAACUCGGGGAACUGGGGUACUUUUUUUGUUGCCGAGAACAGCAGGGCAAUUUUGUUACUAACAUCUUUCUGCUAUUAGACUAUCAAUAAAUGAGGCAUUCCAAUCAAGCUCUAUGUGGCACUGUGAUUGGCUGAUAUAAGAGAGUAGCUGAUACAUCCCAGAUCUAACACUAUUCUGUCUUAAUUGCUCGUUCCGUAUUCUCCAGGCAAUUUCAGAGAGAAGAAAACAAGGAAGACAGCUAGCUUGGCUAAUAGUCUGCCUCUGGUUGUGUUAUGUAAACCAAAGUUAGGUCAUGUACAAUCCCAAUCCUCUAGAAUUGCUACAACAUGAUGUAACUUAUUCUUUGAAAAGAACAUCAGCACUUUUCUUGUAUUUGUAAAGCAAUUUUCAACUUGAACUUUAGGAAAACAUCAUAUCCUGUCAUGUACUCCUGUUAGAAAAACGGAAAGUAAUCAUUCUCUCA